AUGUCGGCUUUCGAUUAUCAUUCCUUUGUCGACUUCAUGCAAGCCGCGGUCUCGGCCGGACUGGCACCGCAGACCAUCGACAAGAUGAGUGAACUGGGGUUUGAGAGCAUACACGACGCAGCGCUCCGCGCGAGCACCGUCGACCACCGACUUGCCGGCGAGAUCGAGGUCAUGCUGGUCAUGUCAGGGUACAAGGACCACAUGGAAGCCAGCCAAGUGAGUGCCCCGCCUCGCGGACCCGCCCCGCGCUUCGACCAACCCACACCGCGGACGUCGGCCGGUGGACUGUUGAGCAAGGCCCUGGCCGCCGCUGACCCGCUCUACGCAGAGGAGGCCCUUCGAGACUUCCGGGACAAUGUCUACGCCCGCUCCGCGCGGGCCCCCAACGAUGCUCGCUGGGUCACUUGGUGCAAGAUCUGCGCGGCGUGGAAAAUCAGCCCGGUGCCGCUGACGACCGACACCAUUGAGAAAGUCGGCACGAGCUUUCGCAGCGGAGGCUAUCGCAGCUCGGCCCAGUACUUCUCCCGGGCUCGCAAAGAACACAUCCAGGUCACGGGCCAGGCGGUGCCGACACCUGUGGAGUUGGCGAUUCGAGACGCCAUCAGAUCCAUCGAGCGUGGCAUGGGCACCGCCGCCCCGAAGGACGCUUUCCGACUUGACGCCCUCGACAUCUGCAUCGACCUGCUCGAGGAGGGGCUACGCUUCCAUCACGCCAUGGUGGUUUUGGGCUCUUGGUUCCUCUGCCGCGAGAUCGAGCUCUCCGCACUUCGCGUCAAACAUAUGACGCUCGAUUCCGAGCCAAAGCAGGUGUGCCUCACCCUCUCCGCCAGCAAGAACGACACUAUCGGGUCCAUGGUGCAACGGAGACACUCUUGCUACUGCGGCACCAUUCCGGAGACGAUCUGCCCCUACCACGCAGCGCUCCGCAUCGCCGACUCGUGUCCCUCCGACCCCGAGGCCUUCAUCUUCGCAGCCGACACGGGAGAGCCGAUGACGAAGGCACAGUCGAUCGAGGCCAUCCAUUCGGUCCUCACCGCGGCCGACGUGCCGCUCACGAGAGCAGGAGCUCCCCUCGAGCCCGAGGUGAAUCGCUUCGGGGGCCACUGCCUUCGAGUUUCAGGCGCUCAACAUUUGUGUCGCAUGAGGAUCCCGGUGAGCACGAUCAUGCUGCUUUGGACGGACACCGAACUGGAGGACGCCUUCUACGGCAUCAACACACUUGGUUUGCCAGUGCCCUCGCACGCUCCAGCCGCCCUCAAGGACAAGGACCAGGACUCACCUCCUUGGACCCUGGUUCAGAACCUGGAGGAACCCGAGACCGCUCCAACGAGUCGCCCGACCAAGAAGGCACGCGCAGCCCAGGCAGACAAAGAGGACAAGGAGGCCGUAGCAGCGAUGAUCGGCUCUGGACAGCAUCGCCGCACGCCUCCAGUCCAUCCAAAAGCGACCGGACCUGGUGUGCAAGCGCAAAGCCCACACCCCGAGGAGUCCUCGCGACCGCCAGCGAAAUGGCGCGCUCGCUGCGGCUGGCCGUACGGCUACUCAAACUUCACCAGGGCACACGACGAUGGCUCACAGAGGGUCGCAAGAAAGCGGCAGGGCAGCCGCCAUCCGACACGGAGUCGACCGAUAGCUACGAUUCCUCUUCUAGCUGAGAUUGUUACCAUGGAUACCGGCCUUCGAGCGAUUCUUUCGGACGCCGGCGCGUCGGAGGACCUCAUCGCCUACGUGGCGACGAAGGGCGUCCUCACGACCGAGAUCUUUGCCGAACUGGGCGAGGACGUCAAGGAGUUCGACCAGGCGAUGGUACAGCCCCUAGCAUCGCCCUUCAAGCUCCAGGAUGGGAGGAUGUUCGAGGUCGCCGACGCCGACAUGCCCGUCGCCCGCGCUCGGCUACGCCACGCAUGGCGAAAAGCCCGUGAGAAAACGACAUCGGCAACUGCGAGCAGCGCUCCGAGCGCGACAACGACCACAGCUACGGCAUCCUCCAAGACCAAGGAGCUACCCCCCGGAUACUGGCAACAACAGAUCCACAAAUAUGAGGCGGUCCUCAUACAUGGAGUCCCUCGCAAGUUUCCCGAGAUGACCCUCUUGGGCGCGGUCGCAAAGCUCCUGAACGACGCCAAGAACCUCGCUCACAACGCCAUUCCCCUCGAGGAGAUCGUUCAGCACCGCCACUUCACCGCGGCACUCCUUCCCAACACCCUCACCUCCGCCAGGAAGCGAGCACGGUCACAGGAACAGGUGACGACCCAGGUCGUGAACGCCGACUUACAGCUCGAGACCGAACCCGAGACGCCCUGGAAGCCCAAGAGCCAGGUCGCCAUCCUGGACUGCCUGGAGGCCGUUCGCGUCGCCCUCAUCUUCAUCGAGUACGCCCCGGAGAGCGACAUCGACGAAUACUUUUCAUGGUGGCAGCGCCUGGUUCGCAGUCGUCCCAACAAGAUCGACCAGCUCAAGAUGCAUUGGGAGAAUACUUCGUGGCGCAUCGCGCUCGCGCUACGCAAGAAGCAGCCCUUCAAGGACAUCUCUCACGAAAUCAUGGCCGACAGUCAGCUCCUACAGGAAGCCAUGAGCACAGAGGUCCAGCCCGAUCGCCCCGCUCGCGCCCCGCGACAGACCGACACGCCUUGGCAAGACACCCCUCGCGGAGGCAGAGGAUGCGGCAAGGGUCGUCAAGGCAAAGGCCAACAACGCUGGUGGGAGCGCACGGAGCACAAGGGCAACGGCAAAGGUGGCGGGAAACAACGCUACCACGCCUUCUUCGACCGCCAGUGGCAGCAAUACCAAGGUCGCGGUCGACAACAGGAUGACGACCGGCAACAUUGGCAGGGAUACGGCCGAGGACGCCAGCAUGAUGACGAUCGACAGCAGUGGCGCACGCACGAUUGGAGAUCUUCCGACAACAACGACACGGUACGGCCCCAACAGGUGACGCUCCGCAGCAAGGCCGAGACCAUCCGCGUCAAGAACGGCGACCGCAAUCCAGACAUCAUCAUGCUCAGCUUUUUCGACGGCCUCGGCACAGCCUGCCUGAUCUGCGACGAGCAUUGCACCAGCAACGGCCUCGAAUGGAAAGGAGCAUCUUGGGAGAUUGACCCCAACCUUAAGAAGUUGCUGCAGGAUCACUUUCCCGACGUCAUCCACCGCGGCGACUUCGAGCAAGAGACGCCCGAGUCCCUGCACGACCUCAUCCAGGAGCUUGACCCCGGAGGCCAGGCGACCGUGAUCAUAGCAGGAGGCCCCCCAUGUCACGAUUUUUCCCGCAUUCGCGCCGAUGCUCCGGGACACCAGGGACCAGAAGGAUCCAAGUUCAUCCGCUUCGCACAGCUCAUCGUGGACCUCGAGAAGAAGUGGCAUCGACCUCGCUCGAUCAUCAUGGUGGAAAACGUUAUACCGCAGAACCGGGCCGACAUGCGCAAGAUUGAGAAGGUUCUCGACGCGCCCGCAGUCGUCCACGACGCGGCGGACUUCGGCACGAUAUCCAGACCGAGAGUUUGGUGGUGCAGGAUACCAUGGCAAGAGAUCGCGCACCGAGCCGACUGCCCCCUUCGCUUGAGGUGGACGACCAUGCAGGGUAUUCCGCGAGUUCACUUCGACCUCGACAAGGACGACCCGCACGCCUUCAAGACCGCAGGACUGUCGCUGCCAAGGUGCUUGGUCGAAGAGGGCAAGCCCCUGCCGUGUCUUACGACACCCUCCGAUGACCCUCAGGGUCGCCCAGCGCCGCGCAGCAGCAAGGGCAAAAUCAGCAGCGAGGCCAACCAACGCUGGCACUCCGACCGACAACGCUUCGCUCCUUGGCAUUACGAGGCGGGGGUGAUGAUGUCGGAUAGCCAGGGACGCUUUGUGAUUCCGCCUCCUGCAGUCAAAGAGCAAUGGCGUCACCUACCGGAAGGAUGGACAAGCAAGCUCUCCGAACACGAACGUCACAAAGCACUUGCCAACGGUUGGCACGCGGGAGCCGCACGCCUCAUUUUCAUCAUGGCCAUGUUCGCCGCCACGCCCGUCGUCGCCGCCAGGGAGCUCAACCCACUUGGAGGUACAGCUUUGGACAUCGCGGCGAACUUGUGGCAGGGACGUCCUCCCCUCCCAGCACGGGUCAACCGGCCUUAUAUGGCUGCGUCGGCUGAAUCGGUGGCUACCUUGGAUGCACCCACGAGGGUCUGGGGUGACUGGAACGAUGAUGAGGAUGCUGAGUACAAGGAGUCCGGGGACGAUGCACUGCACCACCCUGCAGGGGAAUGGGGUGACGAUGAUGGCCAAGCCGAGUCUUGGGUCGCAGACGCUGACCCAGAGAAUCCAUGGUCUACCGGUGAUCAGGAUGACACGUGGGGCGAGGCUUCUGCAGAUUCAGAUCCCAAGAAUCCGUGGCCUGCUGAUGAAGGCUGGGAUAACAAGUGGGUCGAGGAUUUCCCGGACCCCACCAACGACGAGAUCUACGAGAGCUUCAUCGAGACCAUGGGCGUCGACUUGGACGAGGAGGCUCGACUGCACACGCCUAGCUUCCGCACAAACAAUACAAUUGCCGUUGAUUUGGUGCAGGAGCAACCUGAGCAACCCGGCGACGGGCAGAAUGAUGAUUUGGUCAAUCACGACAUGCAGGAGGCCAAGGAGGCGCAUGCCACCGAAUCGAGUGAUCCACAUGCAUAUGUGCAUGCAGGUUAG
This is a messenger RNA of Symbiodinium sp. CCMP2592, 4668 nucleotides long. Lineage: Eukaryota; Dinophyceae; Suessiales; Symbiodiniaceae. The record is from the annotation of a GenBank genome assembly.